UGCGCGGCGCCGGCUCCGCCCCCGUCGGGUGUUUGUGGUGGGGCUGCGGAGUCGCCGAUCCCGCCGGAAGCGCCAGGACAAUGGGGACCCGGGACGACGAGUACGACUACCUAUUCAAAGUGGUGCUCAUCGGGGACUCAGGCGUGGGCAAGAGCAACCUGCUGUCACGCUUUACCCGCAACGAGUUCAACCUGGAGAGCAAGAGCACCAUCGGUGUGGAGUUUGCCACCCGCAGCAUCCAGGUGGACGGCAAGACCAUCAAGGCGCAGAUCUGGGACACAGCCGGCCAGGAGCGCUACCGUGCCAUCACUUCUGCGUACUACCGCGGCGCAGUGGGCGCGCUGCUGGUGUAUGACAUCGCCAAGCAUCUUACCUAUGAGAACGUGGAGCGCUGGCUGAAGGAGUUGCGGGACCACGCGGACAGCAACAUUGUCAUCAUGCUGGUGGGCAACAAGAGCGACCUGCGCCACCUGCGAGCCGUGCCCACUGAUGAGGCCCGUGCCUUUGCAGAAAAGAACAACUUGUCCUUCAUUGAGACCUCAGCCUUGGAUUCCACCAACGUAGAGGAAGCAUUCAAGAACAUCCUCACAGAAAUUUACCGCAUUGUGUCGCAGAAGCAAAUCGCCGACCGUGCAGCCCAUGACGAGUCCCCCGGCAACAACGUAGUGGACAUCAGUGUGCCGCCCACCACGGACGGACAGAAACCCAACAAGCUGCAGUGCUGCCAGAACCUGUGACCGCCCUCCGCCACCACCCCAGCGUGCGUGCACGUCCUCAUCCUCAGCCUGCUCCUCACCACGUCCUCCCGCCCCUCUCCCGGUCCUCUGUGACCAGCUCAGUCCCACCCUCCAAGUGAGCUCUGCACGCCAGCCAGAGCCCAAGAAGAGCAGGAGUCGGGUGGCACCUCCCAUCCUGCCCGAGGAAGCCUAGAAGUCCCUGCUUGCUGCACCUGCUCUCCUCGGGUCCCUGUGGGCGUCUUGGCAGGGUGGGGAGGUUGGCAGGAUGGACAGGGCCGGCCGGAGGCAAGGAGGACCAGUGGAUGGAGCCGACUUCUCUUUCCCACAGCAGACUCCAGGGAGCCGUCACCUCCCUCCCGAUCUGGCCAGUUGGCCUCUCAUCCCUACCCAGAACCCCCCUUGGGCUACUGGAAGAGCUUGGCAGCGCAGACUGGGCAGGCAGACGCUCCCAGCUCUCGGCCUCCUGCCUGCUCCUCCUGCACAGCCAGCGCCAGCACGGCACUACCACUCUGGGCGCGCGACUCCAGCUCCCGCCUGUAGAUUUACACUGGGAGGAGACCCUCGCCUUCUCACCCUCCUCUUGCACGCAGCGCGCUCUCCCCCACUGCCCGUCCUCCCUUCUGUCUUGUCUCCCUGUCUGGUCAGGAACCUGUUUGCAAGUGAAGCAAUAUCUCCGUGUUUUGUAUAUACAACCGCUCUUGUAGCCUUUGGUUUUUGUUAUUGUAGAGAAACACAGAUUCUUUAUACACUUUGUAAGAUUUACGCCAAACCCCAGCUCUCGAUCUCUUAUUCUCCCUGUGGCCCCUGCACUGUUGCCCGAUACUAAAUGUAUAAGCCGACUUCCUGUACAGAAACCUGC
Molecule: messenger RNA, 1596 nt
Organism: Marmota flaviventris (yellow-bellied marmot)
Lineage: Eukaryota; Metazoa; Chordata; Mammalia; Rodentia; Sciuridae
Gene: Rab11b
Product: RAB11B, member RAS oncogene family
Molecular function (GO): GTPase activity; GTP binding
Source: RefSeq, a predicted model, not a curated record